CGUGGGGUCCCCGGAGCGCGCGGCCGCUUCCUCGCCGGUCACCACCCUGACCCAGACCAUGCACGACCUCGCCGGGCUCGGCAGUGAGACUCCAAAGCGUCAGGUAGGCAGCCCGCUCACAUGCCUAUCCCUGUCCCGGCGGCGGGCAUCUGAAUCCUCCCUGUCGUCUGAAUCCUCUGAAUCUUCUGAUGCAGAGUUGCGACAUGGUGGGGGAAUGUGUACAGAAGAUGCCACUACUUUCAAACCAAGGUGCUCUGUCCCCCCAGGUCUGUGUAUGGAUUCUCCCAGCCCCAUGGACCCCCAAAUGGCAGAGCAGACGUUUGAGCAGACCAUCCAAGCAGCCAGCCGGGUCAUCCGAAACGAGCAGUUUACCAUUCGACGUUUCCAGUCCUUGCCGGUGAGGCUUCUGGGCCACAGCCCUGUGCUACGGAACAUCACCAACUCCCAAGCACCUGGCAGCUGGAGGAAGAGUGAGGCGUGUGGCCGAGCUGCCCACAGCUCUGGGGAGGACAAAGAGAAUGAUGGAUUUGUCUUCAAGAUGCCAUGGAAACCCCCGCAUCCCAGCCAUGCCCGUGCUUUGGCAGAGUGGGCCAACCGCAGAGAAGCCUUUGCCCAGAGACCAAACUCCGCUCCCGACCUGAUGUGUCUCACCCCUGAGCGCAAGAUGGAAGUAGAGGAGCUGAGUCCCCCAGCCCGAUGCCGCUUCUAUCUGACUGCCACCCAGGGGGCCUCUGAAGAAGAUGAUGGAUUUGUGGACAUCCUGGAGAGUGACUUAAAGGACGACAACGCGGUACCCCCAGGCAUGGAGAGCCUCAUUAGCGCCCCACUGGUCAAGACCUCAGAAAAGGAGGAAGAGCAGGACCUCAUCAUGUACAGCAAGUGCCAGAGGCUCUUCCGCUCUCCGUCCAUGCCCUGCAGCGUGAUCCGACCCAUCCUCAAGAGGCUGGAGCGGCCCCACGACAGGGACCUGCCCAUACAGAACAAACGGAGAAGGAGUGUGACCCCUCCAGAGGAGCAACGGCAGGCCGAAGAACCUAAAGCCCGUGUCCUCCGCUCCAAGUCCUUGUGUCACGAGGAGAUUGAGACUAUCCUGGACAGUGACCACCGGGAACUGAUUGGGGAUUACUCCAAGGCCUUCCUUCUGCAGACUGUGGAUGGGAAGCACCAAGAUCUCAAGUACAUCUCACCAGAAACGAUGGCAGCCUUACUGGCAGGCAAGUUCAGCAACAUCGUGGAGAGGUUUGUGAUUGUGGACUGCAGGUACCCCUACGAGUAUGAAGGCGGGCACAUCAAGACUGCUGUGAACCUGCCCCUGGAACGGGAUGCUGAGACCUUCCUGCUACAGAGCCCCAUCACACCCUGUAAUCUGGACAAGAGAAUCAUCCUCAUUUUCCACUGUGAAUUCUCAUCUGAGCGCGGUCCCCGCAUGUGUCGUUUCAUCAGGGAGCGUGACAGAGCCGCCAACGACUACCCCAGCCUCUACUAUCCUGAGAUGUACAUCCUCAAGGGCGGCUACAAGGAGUUCUUCCCGCAGCACCCGACUUUCUGUGAGCCCCAGGACUACCGGCCCAUGAACCACGAAGCCUUCAGGGAUGAGCUGAAGACCUUCCGCCUCAAGACCCGCAGCUGGGCUGGGGAGCGGAGCCGGCGGGAGCUCUGUAGCCGCCUGCAGGACCAGUGAAGGGCCAGCACCGGUCCUGCCUACCUUCUUGGCCUCACUGCCUGGGUGCCAGCCACCCGGGCGCCUGCAGGGCUGAGGGUCUGCUGGAGGCCCCAGCUGCCAUCCAGGGGAAGGACAGUGAGGGUGUCCUGUGCAUACGCCCCCAGCCCCGAUCCCCAUGUCUCACUGCGAUCAUACUCCAUAUCCUCGUGCCACCCCCAACCCCAGCCCAGCCCCUGGGAGAGCCCAGCCUGUUGACUUGGUGAAACUGGAUUAAGUCCAGCUCAAAGGAAGUAUUUUGUGUCCAGCAGGAACCUUUUUGCUUUUUUUCCUUCCUUGUUUGAGUUAACCCUUUGUCUUGUGUCCAGAAAAGCCCCCCCUCUUUCCUAGGCACUCUGUAAGCGGCUGGGGGAAAGUCCACAGUGCCCCCCCCCCACCCCGGGAUGGGCCAAAGCAGAACCUCUCCCUGCCCAGGGCGUUGGCACUCUUGGGUGUGUCUGCCAUGUUCCCUUUCUCUUCCUCUCUUUCCUGUCCUUCCACGUGAACACCUCUAGCACAAACAGAAGCUCUCACUCUUUCCUGUUUCAGUGUUACCUACAUGCUUGAUUCAUUCGUCUGAUUUGUUGCCCAUCUCAGGGUAUGCACAGGCUGAGAUUUAGGCUCCUCUCUCCACUUGGGGUUAGAGACUCCAAACAUUAAUUAGCCACUCAACCCUGGCUUCUGGUGCAUCAGAAAGGGAUGACCUCCUUGGGGGCCUGUUGGGCGAGGGCUAAGGUCUGCAUCCUCAGCGCCUGGCAGCCCAGCCCCCACUGCUGUGAACUCCGGGGUCUGACUGGUCAGAACUUGCUGCUCUCUUGUUGUGGAUGGACAGAUGGACGGAUGGAUGGAUGGUGGAUGGAUGGAGAGCCACGGAUGCCCAGUGUCCUGCACACACAAACUGCUGAGUGGAAGCAUUUCAGUGAGCAUGACCAUCUGCAGCAAGGAUAUAUGUGUGUCUGUGUCUGUGUGGACAAAAUCUUUACACAUUAAGGUUUGGAAAUAUUCAAGAUGAAAUGUCAUGGAAGCAGUGAAGCCAAGGACAGAGCCACGUCUGGAUUCUGAAUCUCAGGACGUGUGGAGGGCUGUGCUUGAAGGCCCUGUUGACUCAUCUGUUCAGGCCUUGGUUCAAUAAAGCACUGAGCAAGCUGAGUAACCA
This is a messenger RNA of Leptonychotes weddellii (Weddell seal), 2855 nucleotides long. RefSeq names its product cell division cycle 25B (gene CDC25B). The record is from RefSeq and is a predicted model, not a curated record. Gene Ontology annotation, molecular function: protein tyrosine phosphatase activity. Gene Ontology annotation, cellular component: cytoplasm; nucleus. Gene Ontology annotation, biological process: positive regulation of G2/M transition of mitotic cell cycle; positive regulation of G2/MI transition of meiotic cell cycle; G2/M transition of mitotic cell cycle. Lineage: Eukaryota; Metazoa; Chordata; Mammalia; Carnivora; Phocidae.